Messenger RNA from Lizanozyma spartinae, 684 nucleotides. RefSeq names its product FMN adenylyltransferase (gene FAD1). Gene Ontology annotation, biological process: FAD biosynthetic process. The record is from RefSeq and is a predicted model, not a curated record. NCBI's taxonomy places the organism in Eukaryota, Fungi, Ascomycota, Pichiomycetes, Serinales, Debaryomycetaceae. The coding region runs from base 1 to 684 and encodes 227 amino acids. Gene Ontology annotation, molecular function: FMN adenylyltransferase activity. The transcript has 2 exons.
AUGACCGUCCGAGCCAGUUUAUCGUUAUUGGAACUGGCUAUUGAUAACCAUGGAUUGGAAGAGAUAGCUAUCUCCUACAACGGAGGUAAGGAUUGUCUUGUGAUGCUAAUAUUAUUAAUGGCUACCAUACAUCGGAAGUUCUGUACUAAUCAGUCGCCAACAGCAGCUACAGCGGAUUUACCUGUCGAUUAUAAAUUAGAUUCCAUAUUCGUCAACUCCGAAGAACCAUUCCCUCAAUUGCUUGAGUUUAUCAAAAGCUCUACUCACUACUACCACUUAAAUCCCAUCAUCAUCCAGCUGUCAUUAAAGGAGGGCUUCGAAGAGUAUUUACACAGUACCAAUAAUAAAAUAAAGGCCAUAGUGGUGGGAAUACGGUAUGCUGAUCCUUAUGGUUCAAGCUUAAGUCCGGAACAAAUGACAGACCAUGAUUGGCCCAGUUUCCUUAGAAUCCAUCCAAUCUUACCGUGGAAUUAUAUCGAUAUCUGGGACUUCCUAGUGGGGUGUAACUUGGACUACUGUGAAAUGUAUGAUCAAGGGUACACUAGCUUAGGAGGGAUCCACACUACGAUCCCCAACCCUUAUCUUAAGUUGAAGGAAGAAGGUGAUGAUGUUCAUUAUGCUCCCGCCUAUAUGCUUAUAGAAAAUGCCGAUGAACGAGAACGUGUUGGACGUAUUAAACGGUAG